AUGUGCAGCGUGCAAGCUUUAGAGGCGGAAAUGCACGCAGGAAUGCGUAUUCGCACCCCACUUUCCACCCGACCAGCCACAUAA
Molecule: messenger RNA, 84 nt
Organism: Linum tenue
Lineage: Eukaryota; Viridiplantae; Streptophyta; Magnoliopsida; Malpighiales; Linaceae
Source: the annotation of a GenBank genome assembly